Messenger RNA from Aspergillus ruber CBS 135680, 1400 nucleotides. It is a transcript of the gene rpnL, whose product is annotated as proteasome regulatory particle lid subunit rpnL. The transcript is spliced from 2 exons. The coding region runs from base 89 to 934 and encodes 281 amino acids. Gene Ontology annotation, biological process: proteasome-mediated ubiquitin-dependent protein catabolic process. Lineage: Eukaryota; Fungi; Ascomycota; Eurotiomycetes; Eurotiales; Aspergillaceae. The record is from RefSeq and is a predicted model, not a curated record. Gene Ontology annotation, cellular component: cytosol; proteasome regulatory particle; proteasome regulatory particle, lid subcomplex.
AAGUAUCCUCUCACGUUUCAACCCCGUCUAUCAUCGUUAAUCUUUACUUCUUCCUUUUCCUUUAAAUCGCUCUUCAGAAUACCUUACCAUGUCUGAUCUUCGGUCAAUCGUCCCAGAGCUCCGCAACGCUCUGGACCGCAACCAACUCGACGCAGCCAACAACCUCCUCAGCCGCGCAAAGCGAUCCCUCCUGCUGGAAAAUGCCUUGAUCCCGACUACCUCGACAUCUCCCCAGCUGAUCUCCUUGGCCCGCGAGGUGCUUGAAUUUGGCGCUAUCGCUUCAAUCAGACAGACCGAUGCAGAUGCGUUCACGAGAUACUACCAACAGCUACAGCCGUUCUAUGACCUGGAGAGACAUGCGUCGACGCCCGGAGCGAGCGCAGGGAACGUGGACCUUAGCACUAGUCAGCGGAGCAAGAUUACAGGGUUGUAUUUGCUGCUCUUGCUGAGUUCGGGUAAUAGCACUAACUUCCACACCGUGUUGGAGGGACUGGUCGAGGAGGCUAGUUUGAAUGGAAAGAGUGUUGAGGAUGACCCGUAUAUCAAGUAUCCUGUUGAGUUGGAGAGGAACUUGAUGGAAGGGAGCUACGAUAAGGUGUGGAGGGAGACUAAAUCGGAGAGAGUGCCGUCGGAGGAUUUCGGAUUGUUCUCGAACGUCCUUGUCGGAACCAUUCGCAGCGAAAUUGCAGACUGCUCCGAGAAAGCCUACCCAUCCCUGCCCAUUUUCAACGCCAAGAACCUUCUCUUCCUUGAAUCUGAAGGCGCUGUUAUUGAGUUCGCCCAGCAACGUGGUUGGAUCCUUCGUGAUGGUCGGAUACACUUCCCUGUCGAGCCGGAGCAGGCUGCCCGAUCCGAGAAGGACAUCUUGGUGGCCAGCAGCACUGUGAUUGAAAACACGAUAGGCUAUGCCCGGGAGUUGGAGACAAUCGUUUAAUUUACUGUCUAUACGGUUGUUAUCGUUCUAUCCAAUUUCGGUCGUGGCUGUAUUUCUAUCUCUUUCUUGCAUUAUGAUCUAAUCGAGCGUAUUUCAUGACAAUCUAUCACGAUAAUUUUGGUGCCGUUUAUAUCCAAAACAUAUCUCGCCAGAUUAUACAUUCACUCUCCAUAAACACACGCGACGGUCAUAGAAACUGGAAGAUAGGCAGAGCAAUUCAGACUUUUCCCCUCCGAUUCCCUGACCCCCCUUCCAUACAUCAGACGCAUAAUUCAUACUUUCAUGUUCCGUAAACUCAGCAAGAACCUCGAUGUUCCACUGAUGUUCCCCGUCACCCGUGAUUUUCACCACUCUUGUUCCGCCGUGCAUACAGCUGGCGAGAACCAUGAAUUGCCAUUCUUGCGGUCCAGUCCCCGUGAGGAAGGUCAUACCUUUCACGCUAAGUGGCUGUAAGCGCCAUACACCA